AUAACCCGUUUGUAGUUCGUAAUUGAUUCGUAUGGGAACCACACGUAUCGAAUUGUAAAUUCACUUUAAAUGUAUUCACAGUGAGGAACGUAAGUGAGGUCACUCUGUUAAUCUCUUCCCUAUCAGUCAGAUGAAAAUAAAAUGACGUCAAAAAUUGUAUUCAAGAUUAAUGGAAAACAGUACGAAGCAAACGGCAAAUUCGGUCCAGACGUGUCUCUCAACGAGUACAUCCGUACAAUAGCAGAUCUACGCGGCACGAAGGCGAUGUGUCACGAGGGAGGCUGUGGGGCGUGUAUAGUUUCCGUACGCGCGGCUACACCGCCCUCUGACGAGAUGAAGACAUUCGCCUGUCUCGUCUCCAUCCUCUCCUGCCACGGCUGGGAGAUUACGACAGUGGAAGGGGUUGGCAACAGGAACAAAGGUUACCACGACAUUCAGACCAGACUCGCCAACUUCAACGGGACGCAGUGCGGGUACUGCACUCCUGGGUGGAUCAUGAACAUGUUCAGCCUUCAUACAGCAAAGAAAGGCAAACUAACUACAACAGAAAUCGAGAAUUCAUUCGCUGGUAAUAUCUGCAGAUGCACAGGCUAUAGACCAAUUGCAGACGCGUUCAAAACCUUCGCCACAGAAGUAGACAAAGAUCUCGUCAAUAAACUGACAGAUCUCGAAGACUUAGGAAUGUUUAAACCUUGUGGUGUAUCUUGCAACAAAAAAUGUGCACACAAGAACAGAGAUAAUAAGAUUCUACUUAGUGAACUUAAAUUUGAAGAAGUUAAAGAGAAAUCAGAUGAUGAUUGGUGUAUUGUAGAAAAAGCAAAUAAGGAAUUAAUAACUUUAGAGUAUGGAGCACAGAAAUGGUACAAAGCUUUUACACUUGAGCAUGUCUUUAAAAUUAUGGGAAUGUGUAAGGAGUACAAAUUGAUAGCUGGAAAUACGGGACAAGGUGUCUAUCAUGUUGAAAAAUACCCUUCAAAUGUGAUAGACAUAUUUAACGUAGCUGAAAUAAAAGGAUACAUCAUGGAUGUAAAUCUAGUACUGGGAGCUGGCAUGACAUUGACAGACAUGAUGGAGCUUUUCUUACAGCUGUCCGCUCAAAAUGAAGACUUCGCCUAUCUUAAACAGUUUUAUGAGCACAUGGACUUAGUUGCCCAUAUACCAGUGAGAAAUAUUGGCACAAUCGGAGGAAAUCUGUAUUUAAAAUAUGUUAAUAACGACUUUCAAUCAGAUUUGUUUUUGCUUUUUGAAACCGUUGGAGCUAUGAUAACGAUAGCGGAAGCAGAGCGAAAAACGAAGGUUGUAACGUUGCCGGCGUUCUUGAAAAUGAACAUGAAAAGAAAAAUCAUUCUCAAUAUCAUGCUUCCUCCUUUAUCGAAAUGGUGUUCGGUUAAAACUUACAAGAUUAUGCCUCGCUCACAAAACGCGCACGCCGUUGUCAAUGCAGGUUUCUUCUUCAAAUUUAAACGUGACUCAACCUUUAUUGAAAAAUGUUCAUUGAUUUUUGGGAGCAUAUCAGCAAAUUUCAUUCACGCUGAGAAAACCGAGAGCGCCUUGAUUGGCAAAGACUUGUUUACCAAUGAGACUGUUCAGUUAGCUGUGAAGACUUUAUAUGAAGAAAUUAAGCCUGAAGAGGCGCCGCCGGAACCCGGAGCGGCUUACCGACGGAUGCUAGCUGUUGCUCUUUUCUAUAAGGCGGUGCUUCAUUUAUGUCCUGAUGGGAAACUAGAUCCUAGAAACCGGUCAGGCGGUGAAGCAAUAAAAAGAAGUACAUCCCAGGGCACACAAAUCUUUGACACGGACAAAAGUAUCUGGCCUUUAAAUCAGCCAAUACCAAAAUUAGAAGCUCUGGUACAAUGUAGUGGUGAAGCGACUUUUGCGAAUGACAUGCAGGCAGUAACUGAUGAAGUGUAUGGUGCGUUUGUUUGUGCUGAUGCUAAACCUGGUAGUAUUAUUAGCGGAUUUGAUAAUACCGAAGCUAUGAAACUUACAGGUGUUUUAGCGUUCUAUACUGCUCAAGAUAUACCAGGAGUUAAUACAUUUACAAGUUUAAAUGUUCCGCUAAUUGUUGACGAAGAAGAAAUUCUAUGCUCCAAAGACGUAAAGUUCUAUGGCCAACCUGUAGCAAUAAUCGUAGCUAAUAGAGAAAAGACCGCAAACAGAGCUGCAAAACUUGUCAAAGUAAAAUAUGCUAGCAUUAGUGAUGGACUACCUAUAUUAACCGUUAAAGAUGUUCUAAAAUCACCAGAAAAAUCUAAACGAUUAAAAAAUAAUAAGACAGUACAACCAGUUGACAUUGGUCAUGACGUACAUUUGGUGUUGAAAGGAGAAUUGAAUUUGGAAACACAAUAUCAUUAUUAUAUGGAACCUCAAACUUGUGUAGUAAGACCUACUGAAGACGGGAUAGAAGUAUACUCGUCCACUCAAUGGUUAGAUUUAACCAAUGUGUCCGUAGCGCAAUGUUUAAAGAUGCCGGUAAACAGUGUCAACGUGAUCGUUCGUCGAGUGGGCGGCUCGUACGGCGGCAAAAUAUCGCGAUCCGUCCAGAUCGCGUGCGCAGCCGCGCUAGUCUCGCACUUGCAGAACAAGACCUGCAGAUUCGUAGUGCCUCUGCAAACCAACUUCAAAAUCGCUGGAAAGAGGAUACCAACAUAUUCCAAUUUUGAUGUUGGAGUUAAUAAGGACGGUGUAAUACAGUACUUAAAGAAUACAUUCUAUCAAGACAACGGCUGUUCGGAUAACGAGACCAUAAGCCCGAUAACAGUCAAUCAUUUCCUUAACUGCUACGAUUCUAGACGGUGGUACAUAGAGGCUAACAGUGUAGCUACCGACACGCCUUCUAAUACCUGGUGUAGAGCCCCUUCUUCAACAGAAGGCGUGGCUAUGAUAGAAAAUAUAAUGGAACAAAUAGCUCACAAGCUCAAUAAAGAUCCGUUAGAAGUUAGACUUAACAACAUGAAUAAGGAAGACAACCCGAUUCCUGAUUUAAUUGAGCAACUAAAGAAAGAUUCCGAUUUCGAGAAUCGAUCUAAAGAGGUUGAGGAAUUCAACAAAAAUAAUAGAUGGCGCAAACGAGCACUAAACCUUCUUCCAAUGGCUUACGAACUAUUUUACAUUGGUAAUUUUAAUUCAAUAGUGUCAGUCUUACACGGAGAUGGUUCGGUAGUCAUUACUCACGGUGGCAUCGAAAUGGGACAAGGUAUUAACACGAAGGUGGCUCAAGUAGCCGCUUACAUACUUGGUGUAUCAUUAGAAAAAGUCAGUGUAAAACCAAGUACGAGUUUUACUUCUCCUAAUUCCAUGACUACUGGUGCUAGCAUUGGUAGUGAAUGCGUAGCGUUUGCUACUAUGAAGGCAUGUGAAAUUUUACUGGAGAGAUUAGAACCUAUAAAAGCAAAGAUGGGUAAACCUUCUUGGGAAGAAUUGGUCGAAAAAGCGUUCAGGGCAGGCUUAGACCUGCAAGCUUCUCAUAUGUAUUCAAGCAAUGAUGGGGUAAAACCUUAUUUCAUCUACGGAGUUGUUGCUUUAGAGCUUGAAGUAGAUAUUUUGACUGGUAACCAUGAUAUAAGAAGAGUAGAUUUGCUUGAAGAUACCGGGAGAAGUUUGAGUCCAGAAAUUGAUGUUGGUCAAAUUGAAGGUGCUUUCAUCAUGGGCCUCGGCUAUUUCACAUCAGAGAAAACCAUAUACGACCCAGCGACAGGACAACUCCUCACAGACCGCACUUGGAACUACAAGCCCCCAGGCAUCAAGGACAUACCUGCUGACUUCAGAGUCUACUUUAAGAGGAAUGGUACUAACCGCUUUGGAGUUCUACAAUCUAAAGCCACUGGUGAACCAUCGUUGUGUCUAUCAUCUGUGGUGGUCCAUGCAUUAAGGAAGGCAGUACGCUCGGCGCGGCUGGACGCUGGGCAGACGGACGAAUGGAUUGAAAUGGAUCUGCCCUGCACUGUGGAGAGCAUCUUUACUGCAGUUGGACACAGGCUGGAAGACUUUGAAAUAAUGCAGCUGCCAAAGCACCUGAAGAUAGCCGCUGGGUCGGCGGGUGCCGCCAUCUUUGGUGUUCUGUUCGGUUGGGUCAUAUUCCCUGCUAUACUCAAGUCCCAACUUAAAAAGGAAAUGGCUCUGACGGCGAAGACGGACGUGCGUCAGAUGUGGCAGAAGAUCCCGUUCGCUCUCGACUUCAAGGUGUACCUGUUCAACUACACUAACGCAGCUGACGUCCAGAAGGGAGCUAUACCCAUCGUGCAGGAGGUCGGACCCUAUUACUUUGAGGAAUGGAAAGAGAAAGUAGAAGUAGAAGAGAACGACGCAGAAGACACCGUCAACUACAAGAAGGUGGACGUGUUUUACUUCAAGCCAGAGAAGUCGGGUCCAGGACUGACUGGCGAAGAGGUCAUCACCAUGCCUCACCCAUUUAUGUUGGGCAUGGCAACAGUAGUCUACCGCGACAAGCCAGCCAUGCUCAACAUGAUCGGCAAGGCCCUCAACGGCAUCUUCGAUAACCCUGAAGACAUGUUCCUCAGGGUCAAAGUCCUGGACGUUCUCUUCAGGGGUCUCACCAUAAACUGCGCGAGGACAGAGUUCGCACCUAAAGCAGUUUGUACGGCUUUGAAGAAGGAAGGACCUCCUGGUUUGAUUCUGGAGCCCAAUAACCAGUUUAGGUUCUCUAUUUUUGGGGCGCGUAACGGCACAGUAGACCCAAAAGUAAUAACCGUGAAUCGAGGCAAAAAGAACGUCAUGGACGUAGGCCAAGUACUCGCCGUGGACGGCAAGGACAAGCAGGAGCUAUGGAGGGACCACUGCAAUGAGUACGGAGGAACGGACGGCACGGUCUUCCCCCCGUUUUUGACGGAAUUUGAUAGGUUGCAGUCGUUUUCUGGGGAUCUGUGUAGGUCUUUCAAACCCUGGUACCAAAAGAAGACCUCAUACCGCGGCAUCAAGACAAACCGCUACGUCGCCAACAUCGGGGACUUGGCCAACGACCCAGACCUCAACUGCUUCUGCGAGGCCCCGGACAAGUGCCCUCUAAAGGGCCUCAUGGACGUGACCAAGUGCGUGGGCGCGCCGAUGUACGUGUCGAUGCCGCACUUCUUGGACAGCGACCCCUCGCUCGUGCAGAACUGCAAGGGGCUUAACCCUGACGUCAAUGAACACGGGAUCGAGAUUGACUUUGAGCCGAUAAGCGGAACGCCGAUGGUGGCUCGACAGCGCGUGCAGUUCAACAUGCUGCUGCUGAACACCGACAAGCUGGAGCUCUGCAAAAACAUGCCUAACACUUACGCGCCCCUGUUUUGGGUAGAAGAGGGUCUGGCUCUAAACAAGACGUUCGUGAACAUGCUCAAGCACCAGCUGUUCUGGCCGAAGAGAGCCGUGGGCGUCAUCAAAUGGAUGCUGGUCUCGUUCGGAACCCUCGGCGCGCUAGCCGGGGCGGUGUUCCACUUCAAAGGGGGCAUAAUGAACUUCGCCGUGUCCAAGAACUCAGCGUCAGUAGCCAAGAUCAAGCCCGAAGAAGAGGCCAAGGAGGUCAGCGUGCUCGGCAGCCGCGAGCCGGCCAAGGUCAUGUAAUGGGCGCAGCGGCUCCUGCUUCCCUGGAGUCGUUACAUCCCAAUCUAUAGGCUCGUCAGACAAUUGCCUAUCAGACGAUUGCCUGUUAUCCGCAGAUUUAGAGAUUAGUUGGCUACGAACUUAUAAUAUUUACUGACGCCAUAGACAAAACCAUUUUUGCAGAUUCAGGGCUCAAUUGGCUACACUUACUUUAAGUUAAAGAUUUGAAGAAUGAGAUACGAUAAUGAUAAGUUCUGGUUUGGAUAAGUUCUCAUUUAGAUAUCGUUUAUAAGUAUGUCGUACAAUUCACAGAAGCAGCUCGAUUCGGGCAACCAAUGUCAUUUAGACGUUAGAAAUAUCGUAGAUAGAUCUUAUUGAGAUCACAGCGGAAUCGAAAUAAACGUCAAUUUUGACAUGUCGUUUAGUUAUGGAUGUUUUAAAGAUCUUUCCAAGAUCUUAAACGUGUCUUAAUCAUUAUUUGAAUCGGACCGACGGUGUCUGACUGACACUUCAUUUUCUAUAGAUAGCUUUGGUUAGACACCUGCCCUGACCCAGGCCGAUCUAGCGUGAGUCAUCGUUUAAGCUGGCUGAGUAGCCCAACCUUGGCUUGGCUUGACUAGACUUAGAAUAUUGAUUCUGCUUCUAUAAUACAUACAUUUUGUUAUUAAGAGGCUGUCAAUACCUAAAGCGCGCACACUGUCUAUUUGUAUCGGAGUAAAUGAGAUAGCACUGACGCAUGUUACUGGGCCUGGGCAAGGGAAUAAUAAGAAAAAUAUUUAAAUAAAAAAAAGUGGAUUAUUAGUGUAAUAUUUUACUCAACCACGGUUUAGAUAUAAAUGUUUUGAAAUUGUGAUUUUAAUUGCAGACCCAUAAGUCAAAACAAUAAAGACAUAAAACCGUUUAAUUGUGAUUUUAAGACCAAUCUUUGCAAUUAUUUUCUAUCGAGCCGAUUUCGUUCAAUCAUGUAUCUAGUACAACCACGGUCUUUGAAAUAUAAUUAAUAUGAACAUGUAUUUUUCUUACUUGACUAAAACAAAUAGUCUUUCUUAAAAAACUGUUUAAGUAACAUCAAUUUCAAGGACAUUGGGUGUUGACAGCCUCUUAACAGCUUUCCUCCUAUUGACUAAUUGUUUUAUAGGUAUUUUAUUAACUUCUAAUUAGUUAGAUUAUGCCAAGGAAGUCAGCGUGCUCAGCAGCCACGAGGCGGUCAAGGUCAUGUAAUGGGCGCAGCGGCUCCUGGUUUGUUAGAGAUCUUACACUUUGUCUGGUCCUUGAUUUGCUUUGAACUUUAAGAUUUCGGGUUUUGAUAAUAGUAAACUUACCUUCCUGACCAUAGACUUUUAAGUUUUAAUCUGGCUAGAUAGAGAAAACUUGUAGUUUGUUUUUCACAGAUUCUGGGCUUGAUUGGCUUUGAACUUAUUCUGCUUUCGAUACUUAUGAUUUUGCAUGCAAUUUUGCAAUAUCGUUGUUGUUAACAGCCCUCCCAUGAUAUCUACCAUACAUUAUUAGAAUUAUAUUGAAUCAAUCAAUAUUUUUGUUGAAUUCGAAUUAUCGCAAUAUCUCGAUGGUACCUAACAAAAAUCUGCCUAUGCUUAAAUGUUACCUUUUUUGACAAUUUUGCCUUUUUAACCGACUUCAAGAUGUCUAAAAGAGGAGGUUCUCAAUUCGGUUGUAUGUUUUUUUCAUGCAUUUGGUUCUGAUAUUUGCUGUAAUAUUCUGAUUUUCACACGGCACUGAGCCGUGUUGUUAUUAUCAUUUAACUCGCUCUGAUCGUAACCGUGUCUACUUUGAUGAACUUCUACAAAACUAAUUUAUUAAUUAGUUAAUAUACAUUAUUUUCGUCUAGAAAAUCAUUAUUACAUUGUUAUGACGAGACAUAAAGAAUGACGCUAAACUGGGGCGGAGCGUCCGACACGUCAUUUUCUAUGACGGCUGAUCGGAAACGAAGCGCCGAAAGCUCCGGCCCGCCCCGGCCCUGUCUAGCGUAAGUCAUCCUUAAAGG
Cydia pomonella (codling moth) is the source of this 7543-nucleotide messenger RNA. RefSeq lists its product as uncharacterized. Gene Ontology annotation, molecular function: oxidoreductase activity; 2 iron, 2 sulfur cluster binding; iron ion binding. The coding region runs from base 142 to 5562 and encodes 1806 amino acids. Lineage: Eukaryota; Metazoa; Arthropoda; Insecta; Lepidoptera; Tortricidae. The transcript is spliced from 26 exons. The record is from RefSeq and is a predicted model, not a curated record. Gene Ontology annotation, cellular component: membrane.